Messenger RNA from Fusarium pseudograminearum CS3096, 1038 nucleotides. RefSeq lists its product as uncharacterized. NCBI's taxonomy places the organism in Eukaryota, Fungi, Ascomycota, Sordariomycetes, Hypocreales, Nectriaceae. The coding region runs from base 1 to 1038 and encodes 345 amino acids. The transcript has a single exon. The record is from RefSeq and is a predicted model, not a curated record.
AUGGAGGGUGCUUCACAAGACAGGCGGGGUACUUCGCCUACACCCUCUCCAUCCCAUCGACGAAACUCGUCAAAUUCGAGCAUCUUGUCCAAGUUCCCCUUUUUGAGAACAUCGCCAGAAAAGCGACGUGAGCAGACCGAAAAUGCGAUCGACGACGAUGCCCCUGCGACAACCCCUCGACCCGCUGCCCGACCAUCUGCGAGCGUAAUACAAUAUCAACGAACGCGAAGACGCCGGGGAUCUCUUAGGAAAGCUGCCCUGCUCGGUCGAGGAGCGCAACGCGAGCGCAGAGAAAGCCGGCCCCUGGUCAUUGAUACUUCACAUGCUGCUGCAUAUGGACUCGACCCUACUGCUGUGCAGACCCAAAGUCCGUCGCCGAUAGAAUCCCUAGAUCUAAAUGCUACACCAGGGAGUGCUCGGCGCACGCAUGCCGAUGGAUUUACACCUUUACCUGGAGGACUCGGCACGGUGCCUUUACUUCCUACGAAAGGGGCAUCGUUGCAGACUACAGCUCGUUCAACGGCACUCGCAGAUCAAGAUAACGCAUCUUAUACAUCUACAGAUGACGAGGAUAUGCUACAGAUACCUGGAAGCUCGUCGACGAUCAGGCAGAGUCUAUCAAUAUCACCUGGACCAGACUCUUACUUUAACAGUGUAAAAUCGGCAUCAUCACAACGCAGACGGCUCACAAACAGAGCCAAGUCCCCGUUGUCUUUUAGUGGUCUGUCGUCUAACACGUUACCGGCGCAUGAGGACUGGGACUAUGCAGAUACGGAGUGGUGGGGAUGGGUUGUUCUGUGCGUAACUUGGUUUGUGUUUGUCGUCGGAAUGGGAUCUUGUCUUGACCUCUGGACCUGGGCUUGGGACGUGGGCAAGACUCCAUAUGCGCCGCCAGAGUUCGAAGACGAUGAUACUCUGCCAAUUGUGGGAUACUACCCUGCGUUGAUCAUUCUAACGGGCGUAAUGGCCUGGGUAUGGGUUGUUGUAGCUUGGGUUGGGAUGAAGUACUUCCGGCAUGCUAAAAUUAGCGGCGACUAA